Messenger RNA from Hypanus sabinus (Atlantic stingray), 1307 nucleotides. It is a transcript of the gene ptpmt1, whose product is annotated as protein tyrosine phosphatase mitochondrial 1. Gene Ontology annotation, biological process: protein dephosphorylation. The transcript has 4 exons. The record is from RefSeq and is a predicted model, not a curated record. NCBI's taxonomy places the organism in Eukaryota, Metazoa, Chordata, Chondrichthyes, Myliobatiformes, Dasyatidae. Bases 50 to 640 code for a protein of 196 amino acids. Gene Ontology annotation, molecular function: phosphatidylglycerophosphatase activity; phosphatidylinositol-4,5-bisphosphate 5-phosphatase activity; protein tyrosine/serine/threonine phosphatase activity.
GGACGGGACGGGGGAGUGUUGGCUAUCGGACCGGAUACGGCGGUUGGUGAUGGCGGGCUUGUUCGCACGGAUCGUCUUCUACCCGAGUUUAGGCUACAACGUCUUCAUGUCGAAGGUGUUCGGCCGCCACUGGUAUGACCGAAUUGACCAGACCGUCAUCAUUGGGGCUCUCCCUUUCCGCUCGCUCACCGAGGAGCUAGUAACAAAGGAGAAUGUGCGAGGAGUGAUAACCAUGAAUGAAGAUUAUGAAACCAAGUUCUUUGUAAACACAGCUGAGGAAUGGGAGUCACUUGGAGUCGAACAGUUAAGACUCAGCACAGUAGAUAUACUUGGUGUACCAAAAUUGGAAGAUCUGAAGAAGGGCGUUGAUUUCCUUACCAAAUAUCGUAAAAAAGGAAGCUGUGUCUAUGUGCAUUGCAAGGCUGGACGCUCCCGGAGUGCCACUAUGGUAGCAGCAUAUCUAAUUCAUCUACAUCAUUGGAGUCCAAAGAAGGCAUGUGAAUAUAUUGCAUCUAUCAGAUCUCAUAUUGUUAUUCGCAGUGGACAGUUUAAGAUUCUGAAGAACUAUUAUUGUGAACUUUUCUCGGAGGAGCCAGAUGUCUUGUGUGAAACAAAAAGUGUUGCAGCUUUCAAGUCAUAAAGGAUUCUAGUAUGGACAUAAAUACACUAAGUAACUCCUACUGAUUAAAAUUAACAAAAGGAGGUUGCAAUUAAGUUCCAACUUUGUGAUCACCAGAUUUCAGCCAUGUGUUAAUCUUUGUUCUUACUGGUGCACGAAUAGAGUACUGAACAGCCCAUUUUGAACAGUUUAUUUUGUUGAAAUGUUUGUUAUUUAUUGAAAGAUGGUGUUAAAAUAGUUUUCAAUCCUAAGGAAGUUAUUUUUGGGAAAAAAAAUUUAGAUGUUAGAAACUUCUUCACUCAUUGUUAAUUUCUGAGUAUAUGCGUACAAAUUUUCUGAACAUGUGUAUAGAAACUGUUAUGUUACGUUGAAAUUGCUGUAUCUGCUUGCGCCGGUGAAAGGAUAUUGCAACUUCUUUGUUCACAAAGACACAUUUGGUGGCAUUAGUCCCUAGGAAAAGCAAACAUUUUUUUGUUAUUUAUGUGAUUUGUAAAUGUUAUCUGAAAGGGAGUAAUUCCAUAAAUCCAUGCUUUCAAAAGGAGCUGCUCAAAUUGCACCUUCUGCUGAAAAUUUGGGAUUGGAGAAUUACUCCUCUACAUACCUUUUUAAUAAAAUAUUUAACAUGUUAAUAUAUAAAAUGAAUAUCUUUGUAAUUAAAUUUAUAAAUAAAUGAUUUUAGACUUGUCAA